Vicugna pacos (alpaca) is the source of this 7025-nucleotide messenger RNA. Lineage: Eukaryota; Metazoa; Chordata; Mammalia; Artiodactyla; Camelidae. The record is from RefSeq and is a predicted model, not a curated record.
UAAUCCCCAGUACCUCAAUUAAAAAAUAAAACAAAUAAAUAAGCCUAAUUACCCCCCCUUAAAAAAACCCACAAAAAUUAAAAAAUAAAUAAAAAGAACAAAUAGAAAACAAAUGGCAAGAUGGUAGACUUAAGCCUAACUAUAUCAGUAAUUACUAAAUUGGACUAAACAUCAAAAAGGCAGACAUCAUCAAACUAGGUAAAAAAGCAAUACCCAGCUACAUGCCAUUUUAAAAAGACAUAUUUCAUUUAUUUUUUAUUAUAUACUUUAUUUUUAAAAUUAUUAUUAUUAUUAUUUUUAAUGGUGGUACUAGGGAUUGAACUCAGGACCUCAUGCAUGCUAAGUAUGAGUUUUAACAACGAGCUGUACCUACCCCCCUAAAAGAGGCAUACUUUAAAUAUAAAGUAUAUACACAGAAAAAUUGAACAUGUUGAAAGUAAAAAGAAUAAAAAAUCUAGUGUUAAUACCAAAGUAGACUUCAGGGAUUACUAGAAAGGAUUUCCAGAGAGAAAGACAGAAAUAUUAUAAUGAUAAAAGGCUCAAUUCAUCAGGAACACUUAACAGUCCUGAAUGAGUAUACAUCUAAUAAAAGAACUUCAAAAUACAUGAAAGCAAAAAUUAACAAUUAAAUGGAGAAAUAGACAAAUCCACAAUUAUAGUUUGACAUUCCUCUAAUCUCUGUAAUCUUUGUAACUGAUAGAAAAUGCAGAGAAAAACUCAGUAAGGAUAUGGAACAACAUUAUCAGCCAACUUGAUCUAAUUGACAUUUAUCCAACACUGCAUACAAUAACUGCAAAAUACCAUCCUUUCAAGUGCAAAUAGAACAGUCAUCAUGAUAGGCCCUAUGAUGGGUCACAAAACAAGUCUCAAUACAGUUUGAAGAAUAAUCUAGUGCAAGUAAUUAUUAAAAUGAGGGAAAGUGUUAGCUCUGUCUCAUAAUCUAUGGUUCUAUGAAUUCUAUUCAGACAUAAGAAGUUUUCUAGCACCUUCUUCCCAGUCUAGCAAUAUUAUUAUUAGGUUUUUAUUAGGUUGCUUAUUAGGUUUUCCAAGAUCUUACUAAGAUUAAGACCCAGUUCUUUAAUCUCCUGAAGAAUUGAAUUAUUUAAAUAGAAACUGCAAAGAAUGAGAAGAGCACGAACUUAGUCUCCCUUUUCCUGGGUUCUGAAGCUCUCUAUUCUCAGAAAAUUGCAGUUUUCCACCUGAAGUUUGGCACUAUGUGAUUUAGACUCCAGCACAUCUGUUGCUUAUGAUUUUUUAAAAAAAAAACUCAGUUGCCACUGAGGACAAUGAACUUCUGCAAAAGAGAAUCUGUCAAUUAGAGAUGUUCUCUUUAGAGCCCUAGUUACUCAGCUCAGUUCUAGAGCUAAGGGAAACUUUGUCUACCCGCAAAAAGGUGUCUGUGUGUUUGUGUUCAGUACAAAUGUCUCAAGAAGCAGUAGUUGGAUAAGAAGGCUUUGAAAAUACAAUAUAGCUCCUAAACUAGGUUCUGUUGGCCUUAUUGGGCGGAUUUGCUUGAAAAUGUUGUGCUAAUGGCAUUUUCUUGGGGAGAGAGCUCACAGCUUUCCUUCAUCAGUUUCUCAAGGAAUAGGAGCCUUAACCUCUAGAAUGCUAAAAGGACAAUGUAUCAUUUGUUUUAAGUCACUGAAAGCAUUUUCAUGUCUUAGCUUUACAAAAGACUCAAAACUGCAUUUCUGUUUUCUCACGUGUAAUAUAGAAUUGUGCCCCAAACAUCUAUGUGCUCAUUGAUUUCACUCAACUUUUUUUCAGUCUGUUUAUUUACAUCUUGUGGAAUAAAACUCCGGGGACACCAGCUGGGAAAACGCUGGCUUAGAAAAUUGACAUGUUUUUCCAUUCAUUUCAAAUACAUCCCAAGCCUGUACUACUGUAAGAAUCCGCUGGGUCUGUGGAGACUGCCAUCAGGAAUGAGGACUCCGGCCUAAUGGAACGUAAUGUGCAGACACAGGGCUCCAGCAUGACGGUUGAGAGCAUGUGCAUGAAGUCAGUUGGGCCCAAAUCUGGACCCAGCUCAGCCCAUCUCUCAGUAGCAAUUGGAUCUUAGAAAAAAGCCAUGAAAUGUCUUUGAGCCUCAGUUUAGAUCCCUCAUCUGUGAAAUGGAGCUAAGCAGGUAAUUACUAUUAUACGUGACUUUUUUAGAUUCUUUUUGGAAAACAAAAAUUUUUUUUGGCUUAAUGUGUGAUUUGAUCUGGAUUCUCCCUCCUUCCUCUCUAACUUUGCUUCUUGGCCCCCAAGUUCAUUUUGCUCCAGAUCCACUGGCUUUCUUUUCUGUACCUUGAGUAAAGCAAACUUAUUUCUAUCUAAGGCUCUUGGCAUCUGUUAUUUCCUCUACCAGGAGGUACUUCACUGGAUUGCUACUUUUCUUUUGCUCAUGCUUUCUUUUCUUUUCUUUUUUUUAAUUUAAUUUUAAAAAAACGAAUUAUAGUUGAUUAACAAUGUUGUGUUAGUUUCACGUUUACAGCAAAGUGAUUCAGAUAUAUAAAUAUAUUAUUUUUCAGAUUCCUUUCCAUUAUGGGUUAUUACAAGAUAUUGAAUAUAGUUCCCCAAGUCCUUGUUUAUCUCCUCACUCUUUCUUAUCCUUGGAUUUAGCUCACACACAUUCCCUUAGCAUUUUCAUGACCAUUCACUACCAUAUAUACUCACUAUCACCUUUCUGUUACUGUUUUCUCAGUACUUACUGUUAUUUAAUACUUGUCUAGUUUUCUUUAAAAAAAAAUUUUCUCCUCAUCUGAACUUGUUGAAGGCUGUGGUCCCUGGACUCAGGACAGUGUCCAGCAGGGGAAAGAGCUCAGUAAUAUAUAUUUGUUGAAUAAAUGAACAAAGUGAAAUAAAGUGGUACGAAAAGAGUGUAGACAAGGCGAUGGGAGAUAUUAAAAACUCAUCAACAUUAGCAGUUUGGUUUUAUAUACUCUUGUUAUUUAUGGAGUCAGAUGCGCUACGAGGUUGGCCUAUACUCUUGUUAUUUAUAACAUCUACAUUUCAGAAGAGGAGAUUCGUGUUUACAUUUGCAUAACAAACUUGGUCAAGAAAGUAAUUGGUCUAGAACAAUAGUCCCAUAUCAGAGGUGAGCCCAGAUUCCAACAAUGCAAAACAGAAUUUCUCUUUCCCCACCCACAAGGUUUACCAAAAAUUCUUAAGUGGUUUUCCCCCUGGCUAAAUGUGACAUCUAUUAAAAUGACAGAAGGUUACAGUUACUUAAGGGUGAUGCAGACACAUCCUUUGGAAGGGAAAGUUAUUUCCACCUGGAGUUUACGCGGAUGCUGGAUUGGCCUCUGAUGGAUAGGUAAGAUAAAAUGAGUAAAUGGUCAGAUGGAUGGACUGGGAGGGAUGCGUGUAGGUGGGGAGGGGGUUACCCCGCAAUUUCCGUCAGAGCCACCAAAAACCACCCCAAAUAAACCUUCAAGCUAAGUAAGAGAACUGGGCCUGCUUUGCAAAUACAGCAGCUUUAACCAUGUCCAAUCAGAUCCCACCCAUAUGCCUCUCCUAGCCACUUUGGGGCUGGGCUGUUAACUGGAUCUAGGUGUAGAGAGAAGACCAUAGCCUGGACUCCAUUUCCUCUUCUUAAAUGAAUGGUGGUAAAUAAGGUUAAGGCUGGAAUCAAGAGCCUCAAAUGCCAGGGCAAGAGCCUGCACCAUUAAGAUCUCUAGAGCGAUCAGUAAAUGACCUCAUGAGUAAUGUGGUUAGAGAGGAAAGAGACCAAUGUGAGGAGGCCAGAGACAAGGCUGUUAAUUGUCCAGGCAAAAAAGGCAACAUGGGCUCCAGAAUCACAGGAGAAUAAAUACGAACAAUUUUAAAGAAAAGAAAAAAGAAAGAUGGGACAAGAGUCAUACAGGUCAGAGGAGUCCAGUAGAGCUGUGCGGACCGGAGGCGCAGCAGCAUGUUGCGCGAGGGUUUCAAGGGGUUCGUUCUAAUGCUUUUGGCCCAUAGGAUACAAAUAUUCUGUGCCUCUUCAAAAUAAUAGUCCCUUGUGUCUACUGGCCAUAUCAUGAAAUAGAAAUAAUGAAGGCACUGUAUCUUUUAAAAAAAAUCCCCUUUUGUAGCACUUCCUUAAAAACAGCCACUUAAUGCAACUCUGCCAGUGAGUUCUUGACAGUUCUUUCUUAACGAUUCUGAUGUUAAUGAAACAACUUGCUAAAGGGUUGAAGUGUCUUCCUGGUAAGUGUUUAGCUUAUGUUUUUCAAAAUUCCUUGUAGUAACUGUUAAUUUUCUUCUUUGGCCUAAUGAGUGUUUCUCACUGACGGCCUAUUCUGAUACUAAAAAUUAAGCAAUUAAAGUGAUCGAUAAUGUUUUCAAGCUUUUUCCUUCCCUUUGGGUUUGCUACUUUCAAGAGUCAUGAUGGUUUGGGGGAUAUUUUAGUCAAAGUGAGUAGUUCCAUUUAAGUAUUUAAUUCAAAGUACUACACUCAGGUUAUUUUGAUAUUAUUUGAUGAUAACUCAAGUUAUUUACUUUGGUACUUAUGAGUUGAGGCAUAAUUAAUUGAAUGUUAUUGACAUGGGCUUUUAAAAAUACAUAUACUGAUAAUAUCCAUUAGGGACCAUAGCCCAAACAGUAAUUUAUGGAUUAUUUUUCUGCUAAAUUGUUUAACACCUCCCACACUGGGAAGCUGUUUUUUUUUUCCCCUAGCUUUACUGAGAUAAUUGACAUGUAACAUUGUAUAAGCUUAGAAUAUACAACAUGAGCAUUUGGCAUAUAUCUAUAUUGGGAAGUAAUUGCCACAGUAAAAUUAGUUAACAUAUCCAUCACCUCACAUUGUUACCUUUUGUUAUGGUUUUUCUUCUCAUAUUCUCUUUUAAACGACAUAGUAAUUUCAAAGAAUAGAAUUUUGAUGUUUGACAUUAUAUCGAUGUGUUAUGGCUAUGGUAUAAUAACAGCAUUAGAUUAUAUCACCUUAUUGUAUUAUUCAGUGUUAAAGAGUAAGUUCAUUGUGUUUGCAGGAUAAAUGCUAAAAACUUGUACAAACAGAGCUGGUUGAUGUGUUUAAUGAAAUGAUAAGGCAUGUUAGACCCAACCUACGUUCUUUCUUGUUAUGUGGAUUUGUUUGUUUUUUGUGCAGUUUUAUAGAACAAAGUUAUAAAGUUAAAAAAAACAUUUAAUGUGGGUCAGUAUGAUAAUUGUUAUUUAAAACAAAAUCUAAAUGACUUACAGAGAUAAAGUAGGUAACGUAAAAUUAUAGACUGGGGCUCUUAACCUAGGAUUUUAGAAUGUCUACGCGUGGGUUUCAGAAAGUACAUUUUAUUUGUAAUGUUUUUUGUUUGUUUGUUUUUGUUUUGGGAGGAGGUAAUUAGAUUUAUUUGCUUACUUAUUUUUUAAUGGAGGUACUGGGUAUUGAACCCAGGACCUCAUGCAUGUUUACCAUGCACUCUACCACUGAGCUCUACCCUCCCCUUAUGUAAUGUAAAUUCACAUUUCAUGAGAGAAGAGGCAUAUUUUUCACUAGAUUCUCAGAAGUCUAUAUGACACCAGAAAGGAUGAAAAAUAAAAAUCACACACAGACAUAAAAAUCACUGUUAUAAAUGGAGAGCCAUGCUAAAGUAAAAAGAUUUUGAUUUCCAGUAUUUUAAAAGAAUUUUGAAAUACUUACUCAAAUUAUUUCUGUAUUUUCAUAUAAGUUGUUUACAUAAUUAACUAUUUAGUUAUUUUAACAUUUAAGAAAUUUUAUAAUGGAAGAAAAGCAAAAAUAAAUCCUUGUAGGAAUUUCUUUAGAAAGAAAAUUUGUACUCGUCAAAGAGAAUUCAGAUGGUACUUUUGGUUUAUAUAAGGUAUAUCCAGAAAAUAUUUUAAGGAAGGUUCUUUUAAUUUAGAGGCAAAUCAAAUAGAGACACUGUUUAAUUUUGUUUUUUAAAUAUUAAUCUUUUCCAGAAGUGCCAGUUUAUUAAUGAAGCAUGCAGGCUUGUGUUGAACAAGACAAGCUGGGUCAAGCAUUUGAAGAUGCUUUUGAAGUAUUGAGGCAAAAUUCCACUGGAGAUCUUCAGUACUCCCCAGAUUACAAAAAUUACCUGGCUUUCAUCAACCACCGUUAUCAUGUCAAAGGAAAUUUCAACAGCUGUGGUGUGCUGCCUACAGAGGAACCCACCUAUAAUCGGAGAACAGUAAUAAACAUCCCUGAAAACCAGCUGGUACAACCUUCUGUUCUCCAGCAAAAGGGAGGAAAAGGAAGGAAGAAGCUCCGACUGUUUGAAUACCUUCACGAAUCCCUGUGUAAUCCCGAGAUGGCGUCUUGUAUUCAGUGGAUAGAUCAAACCAAAGGCAUCUUUCAGUUUGUAUCAAAAAACAAAGAAAAACUUGCCCAACUUUGGGGGAAAAGAAAAGGCAACCGGAAGACCAUGACUUACCAGAAAAUGGCCAGAGCCCUGAGAAAUUAUGGAAGAACUGGGGAAAUCAUCAAAAUCCGGAGAAAGUUAACUUACCAAUUCAGUGAGGCCAUUCUCCAAAGACUUUCUCCAUCUUAUUUCUUGGAAAAAGAUAUCUUCUACUCACAGUAUGUUCAACCCGAUCAAGGAUAUCUCAGUUUAAAUAACUGGAAUGCAAAUUAUAAUUAUACAUAUGCAAAUUACCAUGAGCUAAGUCACCCUAAUUGCUAAAUGCACUCUUACAUUUCAAUUUUCUAGCAUUGGAAAUUCCUACAAAUUUUAGGAUUUUUCACUUAAAGCAAAUACUGAAGAAAAAAUAACUUUAUUAUUGCUGUCUUUUGUGAACUAGUACAUAAUCUCUACUAACUUGAGAAAUUUUGCCAGUGAACAACUUUAAAAUGAUCAAGUCUCGUUUGAAAGUAUAGACUAAAUGUCCUUCCUCUAACCAUUGUCUUUGCAAUGCUUUCUUCUAGAUUAACAGUGCCAGUAGAGAUUAUUUGAUUUAUAUAUUGAUUUAAACAUUGUUUUCCUGUCAUACACUCAGACAAACAAAUCACUGUAAUACAUAUAACCAACAGCUUUAGCAACAAAACAAAAAAAUGAUUGCCUGUGAUAGUGUUCAGGCCAAAUAACAUUCAUAGCUUUAAAAACUUCAGUGGC